Molecule: messenger RNA, 7075 nt
Organism: Oryzias melastigma (Indian medaka)
Lineage: Eukaryota; Metazoa; Chordata; Actinopteri; Beloniformes; Adrianichthyidae
Product: zinc finger protein 462
Exons: 11
Coding region: 188-6598 (2136 amino acids)
Biological process (GO): regulation of gene expression
Cellular component (GO): nucleus
Source: RefSeq, a predicted model, not a curated record
AGAAAGGAGAGGGGGGAGGGCUAUUCGCGGGAAAAAUGGCGGAACUGUGUGCGAUAGAAGUGUUUUGAUCCGAAAACAUGCAAACUAUCGUCUAUUAAGUCUCUUCCUGUGUUUGUCUUCCCAUGAAACUUGAAGCUUUUAUUAAAAAAAAUCGUUAUAAUUUUUAAAUGGUCAUCAAACGACAAAGAUGCAAAGUGAUUCAGCUCAAUUUUUAAAUGCUGAGCCCAUCAAAGAAGUCGGCAAGUUUUCUGCACAACCGACAGUCAAAUCUUUCAAGUGCGGCAAAUGUACUUUAGUCUUCAAAUCCAAAGUUUAUCUUUUUGAGCAUCUGAACAAUGUGCACGGCUUGGAUGUGCACACUGCUCUCCAAGAUGCUGGCUUAAAAUAUGCAGAGGCAGACAAAAACUUGAGCUCAGAAAAAAAGAAUCUUAAAUGCCAGCACUGUGAUUUUAAAACGUGCCACCAGGAUCUUUUUAAAAAACACAAAAAACAGUGCCCCCAAAAUGAGAACUUGACGGAAGCUUUAAGCAGCUCUAAAAACCAAGGCGAUGAAGAAGCUGGCAUACCAGCUGACCAUCUCAGCGAAGCUGCAGAGUUGGAAGAGAUUCCUUCGGUUCUUUCAGAUGCAUCUACCUCAGUGACAAAAUGCUCGCUUGGCUUAUUGAAGGACCUAAAAACAUACAAGAGACCACCACAAACUUUCGACAAUCACUUCAAAAAUCCACCUGGAUUAAACGGGACUGAAGCGGCAGAUGACUCUAUAGAAACUCUGAUUUUGCAGGAAACUCUUGUAGCUUCCAGUCCUGAUAGUAACAGUGUUUCUCAGGCGACUGGGAAAUCUAUGAUUGAUGUUACAGUUCGUGGAUGUAGUGAACUUUUGCUAUCUGAUAAUUUCAGUGCUGGGCUAAGACCGGGCCUUUCAAAGCAACAACGCUCAGAACCGGGUCAGAGCAAAGUUGGCAAGAGAACCAAUUGUAAACCCCCAGAAAGUCCUCCUGCUAAAAAAACAAAAUCCUUUCAGGAGGGAGAGCUUUCACCAAUCAAAAACGUACAUCUGUCACCCUGUCCGGACUUUUCAUUUGAAGUUAGCGAGGAUGAAGAAGAAGAAGGGAAGGUGAAUCACGGAGAUCCACAGGGCUCUGAGGUUUUAUUUUGUAAACACUGUGACUUCAGAGAGGAAGACUUCAAUCUCAUGUCCUUGCACUAUCAGAAUGAUCACCCGUACGUCCGAUGCACCGCCGCCUACGUUAGCAACUCAAAUGACCACAGUGCAACAUUCCGCUGCUUGGAAUGUCCAGUUGAGUUUUCAAGCGCAGUUGACCUGAAGUGGCAUUACACAGAAAAGCACCCAGCAGCUCCAGAUGUAUUCAAGUUAAAGUCGAGUGAGCUCUGCUUACAUUUUAAAUGCUUCCAAUGCAGUUUCACGUGUGAUGCAUUAAAGCCUCUUCGACAGCAUUACAAAGAAAACCACCCAGCAUGCGACGUGGACAACUCUUUGUUGUUCUGUCGUUAUUCAGUCACUAAAUCCUCCCAAGAUGAGGAAUCUUGUGAGUUGCAUAAAAAGUCCCCUUGUCCGGAAUCGAUAACUGAGAGAUCCCCUGAAAGAGAAAGUCAAGCAAGGACAGAAAUCCUGGAGACGCCUUCUCCCCAACGCCUGAACCCCACCAGGCCAGACGUGCACACAUGCGAGUUCUGUACAUUUUCCCACAAGUCCGUUGUUGUUUUGCAUGUCCACUACAGAAAACACCACCCAGACGAAGCCAACAGCAUAGCCAAAUUAAGACGGUUGUCGAGUUCCCCGUCAUCCAAGUCACCGCAGACCCCCCAGAAAGCAACGUCAAAGAAAGAAGAUCCCGACCCGUCCAAGCAAAAGAGGGUUUUGUUCAUGCAAGUGGGGGAAGCAUCGACGUUAACGCACCCCACUUCAAAGGAGCAUGUAAGGAAACAUCAGGGUGAAGCUCAAACGGAUGCACAAAUGAAGAGUAAGGAGGCGGACGCUGAAGAUCUCUCCGCAGCGAAAUCCAAAGCUUACGGAGAUGCAGAAAAACUGUUCUACUGUGAGACAUGUAACUAUGGAAAUCCGUCUGUGAAAGGAAUACAAAACCAUCAGAUGCAAAUCCACAGGCAUACAGUUGACCACGAGUUUGUUGCCGCAUACACGUCUAUGAUCUGCGAACAGAUAAAGAAAUCAAAAGCUGCUAACAAGGGCUCAUCUUUUUUUUCUCAUUUACCGCGCCCCAUCCUUAACCGUGGUGACGAGAAUCGUUUCUUUUGCCCCAUAUGCAACUACAGGCACAGUAAUAUCAAAAAAGUAAUGAGCCACCGUUCACAGAGUCACAGUGAAUUUGAUGUGAAGUCUGCACACAUACAGCAAUACACCACUGAGGUUUUAAAGCAGAUGAAGAAGACCCCACCAGAAAUCGAAGUAAACCGAAAGAAAGAAGAGGACAAAAAGAAACUCGACGCCUUGGAUUCACCAUCGGUAAAAACCCCACAAGGGGAGCGUAAGCUCCAGUGUUACCGAUGCGAUUUUUACACUCCCUUUGUUUUUGUGCUGAAGAGGCACUUGAUGAAGGUGCACAACGUGUGCCGCGCAUUCAAAGACGUUAUCCGGCAUUGCUUUCGAGCGGGAUCGCUAGGGUCAGGCUAUCACUGCGAGUGGUGUGUCUUCAGUCAUGAGUACGCAGUAGGACUGUACAAACACUACCAAACGCAACACCCAAAUAGACAGACGAGCUACGUCUAUAUUGACACACAUUUAUACGCUGGUCCCAUGUUACUACAAGCAAAUAAAAAGAAACCCAAACUUGUAACUACUAUUUAUCCUAUGUUUAAAAAGAAUAGUAAAGAAAAGCCAAGCUCAACCAGCCAGGUGGAAGACCUCAGCAAAAUACCGGGAUUAUUUGAAUCUUUUCAGGUGCCUCUAGAUGAAACUGAUGACCAAGCAUUGCCCGCCCACGAAGAGUUCAAGUGUCCGUCCUGCCCGGAGAGUUUUAGGUCCCAAAACAACCUGAGCGCUCACCGUAGAGCCAAACAUAAGAAUGUGGUUGAAACCCAAACGGAAGCACCAAUGCAUGUACAUGUCUUCAGGUGUCUGCGUUGUCCCUACAUCAGCAACAUCUACCAAGGAGUUAUCACUCACAGCCAGAUGAAGCAUCCUAACACAGUACCUGAUAUCAACAGUCUGCUCCUAAGUGCCAAAUACUUGCACAACUGGGAGGAAUACAUGAAAAACAGAGAGUGCGGGGAGGUUCCAAAAGUUCAUGGAUAUGUGUGUGAAAAAUGUCAGCAAAUCUAUAAAACACUAAAAAAACUGAAGAAGCACUGUAGCGCAGUUCACCCGGUAGGUGAGCCAAACUCUGUUCAAGACAAAGACGCUUCCGAUUCAUCUGAUAAGCUCCAUGGUGACAAAGGAUCCUCCUCCACAACCUUAUUUUUGAACAGGAAGAAAUACGGCAAGAUUAAGUGUCAGCACUGCUCGUACGUGUGCAACUCUAAAAUCGCAUUCAAUCAACACUUGCAUAGUCAGCACAAGUCCUUCGCCUCUAAGGAUACGUUCAAAUGUGCUCUGUGUUCUCACGUCUUCUUCCAGAAGAAGAAACUGAAGUCUCAUUACAUUAAAGAACACGACAAAAGUGCAUACUUGAAAUACUACGUGCCGUUGUGCAAGAAGUACAAGACAUCUCAGGACUCAGCUCAGCAACCAAAAAUGGACUCCACUGACAAUAUGAGGCUAGUCUUGAAGUGUCCAGUCUGUCCCUAUGUAAAUACGAAGCACCAUGGAACGCUUACCCACUGCCAGAUGAAGCAUCCGGAUGUUUUCGUAAGAGCGAACGAACUUGAAACGAAGGAGAUGCUUCUACCUGAGCUACCUGGAUGCUUGACAGGAAAAAGCUCCAGCGAAGGAGGGUACGUUUGUGACACAUGUGGAGAGUUUAUGAAGUCAUCUACGAAGUUUAAGACCCACUGUCAGAGGAAUCACAAAACGCAAGGUGUUUCCAGUCCAUCACGGGACACAGAGGUGGAGAAAACUCCUGUUAAAACUCCCCCAGUGAAGCCUCCAUCAGAAACUGCUUUCAGUUCGAGCGAUCUUGAAUCCAGUCCUUCCAAAAAAUCUCCUGCGCAAGGAGACGUUGCGUACAAAUGCCAGCUCUGCUCCCACAGAACCACCUGUCGAAAGUACUUGCGCAGCCACUAUCAAAACACACACAAACUGGAUGGAAUUUCCAUCUACAAGCUUCUGGAGAAAUACAACAGACGUAAACGCAGUUACCUAAGUCAAUGCUCUCCAGGCGAAAAGCACAAAAAUGUUCAAGGCGAAGAAAGCAUCCGAGUCAGGUGUCGGCAGUGUCCAGACGUGGUUCUGGACUCUCAGCAGUUGCUUAUUGAACACUACAGUAAUUUUCAUGGCCUGGGCAGCAAACUGGAGUUCAAAGUGCUAUCUUCUGGAGUGAAAAAGAACAGCACGGGGAUCUACAAAUGUUACCACUGUUUGGCGAAAUUAUACGGCACCAGAAAGCUCCACUAUCACCUGGAUAGCCACCGAGCCGAGCUGAUGAAACAGACCAAGGUCUACAGGCAGGAUGGACUGUCCACGUUUGAAAAUGUGGAGGAACGGAAGAGCUCGCGGGCUGAGGAGGUCGCUCCGUCGUCCCCUUUGAAAGUGGUCAAGGCGGAUCCAGAAGCAACAGAAGAUGGACACACCUGUAAGCAGUGUGGGAGAACAUUCAUGUCUCUGAGCGGCCUCCAUUCGCACGAGCAGAGCCAUGCGGCCCUGGCAGCCAUCAAGAAGCUGGACCAUCCGUCCACCUCAGAGGAUAACCUCGAAAUCGACAAGUAUUUGGUUCACAAGACCGGGACGCUGAAGCCUUUCCGCUGCAGCUGCUGCUCCUAUCGGACGACCCUCCUGGGUCUUCUGCGAAGGCACUUUAUGAAGAAGCAUCAAGACGUCAUCCAGAGGGACAUCAUGACUAAGAGCAGCAGCAGCAGCGAGCAUCCCUCUCCAACAUCCGGGAAGACGCCUCCUUAUCAGAUCGACACUUUUUCUGACCUUGAUGUCGAGCCUGAAGAGUCUGAAGAAUCUGUGUACUCGGAGCCUCCAGAUGUCCAGCGGCAGUUGAACCACUACAAUCUGAUGGCCCAAAAUCCCUCCAAAGAUUCGGACAGUUUCUCCUCACCAAAGCUAGCUAAAAGCAGACGCUUUUACUGUGAGUUUUGCGACUUCGAGACCGAACACCCGUCAAGCAUUCGGCGGCACUACUUGAGCCAGCACGGCAAGAAGAUCCUCCGGUGUAAAGACUGCAGCUUCUUCACCGGUUUGCGGAAAUCUCUGGAGAUGCACAUCGAUACGGGUCACCUCACCGUCCAGCCCACGACCACCUAUCAGAAGGACUUCCGCUGCCCCUUCUGCCUCUACCAAAGCAAGAACAAGAACCACAUGAUUGAUCACAUCGUCCUGCACCGCGAGGAACGUGUCGUUCCAAUCGAGGUGCACCGGCCCAAACUCUCGCGGUACCUCCAGGGGAUCGUCUUCCGCUGCCACAGAUGCACGUUCAGCUGCGGAAGCGCCAAAGCCCUUCAUGUCCACAUGAUGAGGCACAGCGAUGUCAAGCCCUUCAAGUGCCGGCUGUGCUACUUCGACUGCACUCUGCUGAAGGACCUGGAGGAACACCUGAGCGAUAAACACCAGGUUGUGAGGAAUCACGAGCUUGUGGGUCAGGUGAGCCUGGACCAGCUGGAAUCCAGAAUCGACAAGAGGAAAGAAAAAGAUCUGGAUUUGACAGAUUUUCAGGACUGCGCUGACAUCUCUGAAGCUGAGAACAUGAGCAACGACGACAACGAGAAGAAAACGAUCCUCAAAGAACUACUGGAGAAGCGAGACGAGGAUAGAAAGGAAGAAAACUCUUCCAAGAGCGCUACCGACCUUCAGUGUGAGGCCACAAACCACAAACCUGGCCUCCAGGAGCUCGCAGAAGCUCAAACAGCUUUGAUUCACUCGGUAGGAGAGCUGGAGGCUGCAAAUGUCCAUCAGAAGGAGGACUGCAGUGAUCUUGAAGGAGAAGCACACCAGAAGAUGAAUCAAGACAACCCUCGACAUAGUUUGAACGCAGAGAUGAAGGAGGAGGAUGUGACCAAUGUAUUGAGCUCCAUCAAGGAGGAAGAAGAUCUUAAUGAUGACAGCACCGGCAGCACCGUCCCUACCCUGAAUGAUCACGUCAACACAACUUGUUCCUCACCUUCUGUGGAGGACGCCAAGGACGGCUCCUCUCCUGAAAACCCUCUCCAGCCGCCCGUCAACGCAGACUCCAUCGCCCUGAAGGAAUGUAAAGAGGAGCUAGAGCAAAUAGAUAUUCAGGAGGCACCAGAACACUUUGGAGAGAUGCCGGUGCUGGAGAACGAGCUGCUGAAGGAGGAGGACAACGAAGAAGAAAGGAUGGUCUCAGAGGACGGCGGGACCUGUGACAAGAAGGAGGAUAUUUCACGUGUGGAUGAAGCUGCUGUAGUCCUGCUCCCCCCUCGGUUCAAGUGUGAGUAUUGUGGGCGAAACUUCCCGAACACUUUUGAACUGACACGCCACGUGGCUCGCCACGGACUCUGACGCUUUUUUCCCCGCACGCCGCUGAAGCAGCUCGCACCCACCUGAAUGAAUGCAGAACUGUACCUUAUGAGCCGUUCACUGUCAUCUCCCCUUUUUCUUUAUGUGAAACCAGACUAAACCUAUUUUUCGCAUUUUUCUAGAUUCUUUUUAAACUUUUUCUAAGAAAAUGUUUUAUACAACAUGUGUUAUUCAUAGUUUGAUUUGAUUCAGUGGGAUAUGGUUUAGAGAUAGAUGGUGAACUAUUUUAUGAUCUAUUUCCUGAGGUGUUUUGUUCAUGUGGAUUAAAAGUAAUUUCUGUUUAAGUGAUUAAGUUUAACACAGUAUGAUACAGAUGAAGUUAUAGAAAUCGGAAUUACAUUUGAAUUAAAAACAAAAAAUGUUGCCUUCAUGUACCAUUGGAUACCUUACUACACUUCUGCAACCAAGUUAAGCUACAUGACCUUUACAACUGACAGUAUUAAAGAAUUAUUAAACACA